This is a messenger RNA of Labeo rohita (rohu), 2951 nucleotides long. RefSeq names its product ring finger and FYVE-like domain containing E3 ubiquitin protein ligase (gene rffl). Gene Ontology annotation, molecular function: ubiquitin protein ligase activity. The record is from RefSeq and is a predicted model, not a curated record. NCBI's taxonomy places the organism in Eukaryota, Metazoa, Chordata, Actinopteri, Cypriniformes, Cyprinidae. The transcript has 8 exons. Gene Ontology annotation, biological process: negative regulation of extrinsic apoptotic signaling pathway via death domain receptors; protein K48-linked ubiquitination; proteasome-mediated ubiquitin-dependent protein catabolic process. Bases 333 to 1367 code for a protein of 344 amino acids. Gene Ontology annotation, cellular component: cytoplasm; plasma membrane.
GCUCGCGCUCGUGUUAACGACUCUACCUCACAAACCGGAGCUCCGCUGACUAACUUCUCGUAAUUCGAAACAUCAAAACUGUGUGAGAUCGACUAAGUUCAACCACAAGGUUAAAAGCGGAUGAUUUGUUGAACGUCUUUUCCUAAUGUCUGUAUUUGUUCGGUGAGGAUUAAUGAUCAGUUCAUAGUUUUGGACAUAUGCGGCUGCGGUUUGCGAGCGCUUCUCUUCGUUUCAUUCGAGAUGUCAAUGGCUUGAAUAUUAUAUCCUAAGCUGUCUGUCUCUGAACCUCACAGUUUACAAGUCACUGACUCAUUUCCAAGUAGGUGUGGAGCAUGUGGGCCAGCUGCUGUGGCUGGCUCUGUCUGGAUGAUUCCACCGUGGAGGACACCAGAAGUAGCACACGUCAUCAGGCCUUCACCAACUCGGGCUUCAGCAGUUACCCAUCUCCCACUGCUCCAGAACACACGUGCAAGGCCUGUGGAGGUCGCUUCGACAGCCUAGCCAGAAAGCAUGUGUGCAUGGACUGCAGAAAAAGCUACUGCAGCCGCUGCUCCACUCAACAGGACCUCCAGCCGUGGCUGUGCCCCACCUGCCAGAGGUUCCGUGGCAUCCUGUUUGAGCGAGCCGAACUAAUGAAGCUCAAGGUGAAGGACCUGAGGGACUACCUCCACCUGCACGGGGUCCCUACGCAGAUGUGCCGUGAGAAGGAGGAGCUGGUCGAGCUGGUUCUUGGCCAGCAGACUCCUACAUCUCACAUGCACAUUCCUCAGUCCACGGUAACCACGCAGGAAUCCCCUAACACUCCAGUCAUAACAACGAGCCCGUCGGUGAACAAUGGCACAACAGAACUGGGACCUCAGACUCAAACAACAGAAGAUGCACAGAGCUUGGCUGAGGCGACAGCUGAAAGCGACAUGGAUGCUGAGCUGCAGGUGGAGCAGGAGUUGCAGUCUUCAGACUCGGAGGAAGUGCUGGCUCCUGGGCGACGGGCGUCUCUCUCAGACCUCGGAUCAGUGGAGGACAUUGAGGCUUUGAGUGUCCGGCAGUUAAAGGAGAUCCUCGCCAGGAACUUCGUCGACUAUAAGGGCUGCUGUGAGAAAUGGGAGCUGAUGGAGAGAGUCACGCGUCUCUACCACGACCAGAAGGACCUGCAGAACAUGGUAUCUAACACCACAGAAGGAACAGAUGGUGGAUCUGGGCCGGCCGUGGAGGAGAAUCUGUGUAAGAUCUGUAUGGACUCACCCAUUGACUGUGUUCUUUUGGAGUGCGGGCACAUGGUCACGUGCACAAAGUGCGGCAAGCGCAUGAACGAAUGUCCUAUCUGCCGGCAGUACGUGGUGCGGGCUGUGCACGUGUUCAGAUCCUGAACGACGCGAUCCAUUCUCCAUUCACAAAGCACCGGUAUCUCACAGUCCUUCCCUCGAGCAACAGAUACCGUAGAAAACUGUCAGGUGGCCUUUAAUUCUUGCACAAUUAUCUUGCGGCACUUUAUCAAUAGCGAAUAAGAUGUGCAGGUCUCUAGCAAUAACUGUACUGGAUUCAGUUUAGUUUUCUUCAAGGAACUUCCAAGUGUGCCUUCUUGGUGUUUUAGAGAGGAAGCUUGAUUUUUGAUCAUGGGAUUAUGUCACAUGUUUGUUGACAGUGCAGAUGACAUAAAUCCCCGUUUGCCCCUAUUAGUAAUCACUCGGAGGAUCAUAUGAAUGCAAACGGACAUGAUCUACCAAAAGUGCCUCGCAGUGCACUGCUGUGGUGGUUCUCACACGCCUGCUUGCUUUGUUCUUUUUAUUAUUUUAAUAAUCCUUUCUUUAGAAACCAAAUACUGGAUCUUGGGUUUAAUCUACCACCAUCAUUCAGAUUGACACUGUGAGAUGUACUAAGAGGAAUGAGACUUGUCACACAAGUCUUGUGAGAUCUCAAGACAGUUGACUCAUCUCUCAUGAGCGAACGCAAAUAGUCUAAAUUGCUGGCAAUUAUAUGCGAGACGGACACGGGUGUAGAAAACGGUCACAUUUGAUCAAACUGAUUCUCAUUACAGCCUUACCUUGAUGAAGUCAGUCACCUUGAUGAAUCUCAUGAAACCUGUGUCCCAUUUAAAUGCAGAAAAACCUAAUUGAGCCACAAAUUAACUUCAUUUUCUUUAUGCACAAUGUUUAUCCUUUUUGUUUGGUGUGAAAAAUAUGUAGCCCCACACAUGACAUACAGAGAAAAAAACAUUGUGGCUAAAUUUUUUUUUUUUUUUCCUUUGUUUUAGUCAUUUGUCGCUAUGUUGUAAUAAUUUGUUCCCACUUUUUAAUAAAUUGCAGCCAUUGUAAAUUUCGUUCCAUCAUGUUAGUAAUUUGUGGUCACAUCAGAGGUUGCACUAGACUUUGGCCUUCUCCAUUAUUUAAAAAAUGCUGUCAUAAUCUGUUAUUACCUGUCAUUUUAAUUUUCAUGUUUUAAUAAGACAUCUAAUAGCUUUUAAUUGCAUAUAGGCUAGAUUAUGCAUUUUUUAAUUUAUAAAAAGAACAGAUACAAAAUAUGUGCAUCACUUUGAAUAUCUCACAAAGCAGUUCAAUCUUUUGAUCUGUGCUGUUUUCAGUUAAUGAACAGAACAUUUUAGCACACCCUCCAUCCAAUAAAUCACAAUACGAUUUGCUAGUUUUGAUAUUAAAGUCUUAGAUUUCAAAUUAAUGUUCUUUUUAUUGGGAAAUACCAUUUUUCCACUCUUUAAUUUGGAGUUACCAAUGUCGGGGGUAACGCAUUUCAAGAAACGUGAGUUACAUAAUCACUUUUUAUCAAGUAACUAGUAAGGUAAUCCUAUUUUAACGAUCUAAGCGCAUGGGCAUUUCACUAUUUGUAUUUUUUUUUUAAACCUUUUAAAAACCAUUGCGUUGCAACAUGAUUCACUGUUACAAAGCACUCCAAUUGGAUCUCGAAUCGUGAAUCAUUUGAUUCAGAUCGGGCCUUUAAAU